This is a messenger RNA of Lathyrus sativus (Indian pea), 450 nucleotides long. NCBI's taxonomy places the organism in Eukaryota, Viridiplantae, Streptophyta, Magnoliopsida, Fabales, Fabaceae. The record is from the annotation of a GenBank genome assembly.
AUGGGUUGGAACCUCUUCUUCUGGCUUGUGAUUUGUUUCCCCUCCAAUAUUGCUCUUCUCGCUUCAAAUUUCUACCAGGUUUUGAUUUUAUCUGACUUGGAAGCUGACUAUAUCAACCCAUUUGAUGCUUCAUCUCGGAUUAACUACUUCAUUCUUCCUGAGUUUAUUGGACAAGGAUUGUUAUGUGCGCUCUGUCUCUUCACUGGUCACUGGCUCAUGUUUUUGCUCAAUCUUCCUCUUACUUGUUAUCAUGCCAUGCUGUAUGUGAAAAGAGAGCAUCUUAUUGAUGUUACUGAAGUGUUUACAGUACUCAAUGCAGAGAAGAAAGUCCGGAUAGCAAAACUUGCUUUGUACUUAAUAGUCCUCAUUGUCACCAUCUUUAGGCUUACAUUGAUUGGUGUCUACUAUUUAGGCCUCGAACACGAUGAUGACUUGGCAUAUCUUUGGUAA